Molecule: messenger RNA, 1185 nt
Organism: Stomoxys calcitrans (stable fly)
Lineage: Eukaryota; Metazoa; Arthropoda; Insecta; Diptera; Muscidae
Product: amyloid-beta precursor protein
Exons: 3
Coding region: 479-1093 (204 amino acids)
Molecular function (GO): serine-type endopeptidase inhibitor activity
Source: RefSeq, a predicted model, not a curated record
CUACACACGCUACACAUUAGGAGCCAAGUAACCAGCCAGCAGAUAAUUUUUCAAAGAUCUUCACAACAAUUUUCAUAGCUGGCCAUUGUUAUCAUCUUCAUCAUAGCCAUUGGAGUUGUUAUAGGCGCACUCAGUUCUACAUCAGUGCCCCUGAGAGCGAAACACCCUUGCUCUCCACCACCCUGCCCAACCAGCCUGUUGAAGCUGGCAAAUAUUUUUGUUAUCAUUUAAUAGAGGAGUCAUUUGGACACAGCAACCACCGAUCAACGGUUUUUACCUCUAUUGCCGCCUGCACCACCCUCUAGCGCCGUCCAUAUCAAAUUUUGCUCAGCCUUACCACGCAAACGGUGAAAACUGGAGGUUUCACUUAUCAGCCAUCAUCUUGUGUCCAGUAUUAAGUUUUAAGUCGUACAUUGAAGCAAAGGUGUUUUGUUGGCGUACCACUUGUGCGCAUGUGCACAGUUUAAUAGCAGUAAAAAUGAAUUUCGGAGCAACAACAGCAGUAGCCGCAACGGUGCUACAAUUUUUGAUAAUAUUUGUGGUGAGAUCACCGGAAAAUUUCUAUGUAGAGAGUGCAGUGGGUUUGUAUGGACCGGAUAGGUAUGAAGGCCUCCCCGAGACUUGCCUUAUGCCCAUGGAUUUUGGCUAUUGUCGUGCUAAAUUGCAACGCUAUUACUUUGACAUUAGACGCAUGAAGUGCACCAUGUUCUAUUGGGGCGGAUGUGCUGGCAAUGAUAACAAUUUCAAAUCCAUGGAUGAGUGCAAUGACUUUUGCUCAUCAGCCUACGAGAAUACCAACAGUGUGGUGCCCCUCAAGCGGGAACGUUCGGAAAGUAAUGCAGCCCCAAGCACCAAUGUAAAAUCCACUGCUCUCAACAGCAGAGGCAGCAGCAUUUCCAAGCCUAGCCCACCCAAAUUCGCAGUGAAAAGUAUUCCGGCAUCAUAUCGAGACAAUGCAAGUAGCAACACCAACAACAGCUCCAGCUCCACAUCUAGGUCAAAUUCAAAGACCUUCAAUGUUAAUCCCCCACAGAAAGAGCUUAAAUACCCCUCGAACAUAGACGAUUUGGAGGAGGAGGAAUAUGAUGAGUAAUUUUAAAAAUAUUUAAACAAAAAAUCGAAAAAACUGCAAAUGUGUAUAUGCGAUAUAUGUAUAACGUAAAAUAAAAAAAUAAAUUAUUUACA